AUGUGAAGAGAAUUAAAAAUGUUACCAACUUAUAGAGAGAGAGAGAGAGAGAGAGAGAGAGAACUUUGGCGGAACAAAGAGAAGAGCACUGCGACAGUGGAGAGCAUCUGCACUUUGUCCCUCCCUUCCUCACCCACCGCUCUAAUUUCAAGCGGUCAGGAAUAUGAGGUAUUUGCUCUGUAAUUCUGGAUGUGCUGUGGCUACCUGUGACGGUUAUUAUUGGGAUUGGGAGUUGUUGAGUGCGAAAUCGAGAGAGGAUCAGUGUAGGAGGCCGUUUAAGGUUAGGAGAUUUGAAUUCUCUGAUCUUCAAUCCGCUACCGAUGGAUUCUCCGCCGCGAAUUUGCUCGGCAGAGGCAGUUAUGGAUAUGUGUACAGAGCGAAGUUCCAUCGGAUUCAAACCGUCGCCGCGGUUAAAAUGACGAAGGAAGCGCAUCCGAGCAGCGAUAAUGAGAUGGAGAUUCUCUCGGAGGUUUAUCAUCCUCGCCUCGUGAAUUUGAUCGGUUACGCAGAUGAUUCCGAUCACCGGAAACUGCUCGUCGUCGAGUACAUGCCGAACGGAACUCUGCACGACUUGCUCCACCGCUCGGUUAAGCCGCCAGGCUGGACGAAGAGGACGCGGUUCGCGAUGCAGGUGGCGAAGGCGGUGCAGUUUCUGCACUCAUCAAAUCCGCCGAUCAUCCACCGCGACAUCAAAUCGUCGAACGUUUUAAUCGAUUCGAGAUUCAAUUCGCGACUCAGCGAUUUCGGACUGUCUCUCAGAGGCGACGCCGAGGAAAUUAAAGCGAAAUCCACGCCGCCGGCGGGGACGAUCGGAUACCUCGACCCUGGCUACGUUGCGCCGGGGGAUCUCAGCACCAAAUCCGACGUUUUCAGCUUCGGAAUAUUACUUCUGGAGAUUGUAAGCGGUCGCCAUGCUCUGGACAUGAACUACAGUCCGCCGUCACUGGUCGAAUGGGCGGUGCCGGAGAUAAAAUCCGGCAACUUCUUCGCCAUCUGCGAUCCUCGAAUUACUCCUCCAGAAGACACCGACGCUCUCCAGAGAAUGCUAAUUUUGGCUAAACGCUGCGUCAGGUCGACGGCGGCGAAGCGGCCGGCGAUGGCGGAGGCGGUGGAGUGUCUGAAGGAAGUGUACAGAAGAACAAGGAGGAGGCAUCCUCACAGUUGCAUUACUCUCGGACGGCACGUGGUGGACGAUGGUCCUCACGUGAUCAAAUACCAGCCGUUGGAUGACAGUAACGGAACGGUACGGAUUACGAAAUCGGCAAGCCGUAAGAUUGGGAAAUUAUCCGCUACGACGAGUGCAGAUCCUGAUACUUACGUGGCGGUUGCAUUUCAACCGAAAUUAAAUUCGAUAAGGUCGGCCAAGGAGAUUAGAUCUAAGCCGUUGAUUUGGAGUGAGGGAUUGGGUGCAGGGACAUCGACGGUGCAGCUUAUCAAGUCAAAGUCAAUGGGUGAGAUGCAACGCAAGCCGUUGGAUGAUAAAGGGAUCAGCGGCAGAAGAUUGGAGACGUCUACUUUGUUGGUGGGUACGGCCGAAAAUGUCAAUGAAGAAGAUAUAACUUAGGUAAUCAGUCAUAUUUAUUAUUAUUAUUAUUAUUUAUUAUUAUUAUUUUCUACUAUUUAUUGAACUUUCACAUUUUUUUCAACAUUUUUGGUAUUUUUCUAUUCUAAAUUACAAUUUUGAAUAAUUUUUUCCAACAGCUGGUGUUUUAUAUCAUUCAAAAUACAUACUUUGAUUUUAUUGUUGUUGCCUUUGUUAUUGAUAUGGUUUUGUUUUGUUG
Messenger RNA from Andrographis paniculata, 1781 nucleotides. Its product is annotated as serine/threonine-protein kinase-like protein At3g51990. Gene Ontology annotation, molecular function: protein kinase activity; ATP binding. Gene Ontology annotation, cellular component: plasma membrane. The record is from RefSeq and is a predicted model, not a curated record. Gene Ontology annotation, biological process: protein phosphorylation. Lineage: Eukaryota; Viridiplantae; Streptophyta; Magnoliopsida; Lamiales; Acanthaceae. The coding region runs from base 164 to 1564 and encodes 466 amino acids. The transcript is spliced from 2 exons.